Messenger RNA from Nematolebias whitei (Rio pearlfish), 3524 nucleotides. RefSeq names its product N-ethylmaleimide-sensitive factor a (gene nsfa). Gene Ontology annotation, cellular component: Golgi stack. Gene Ontology annotation, molecular function: ATP hydrolysis activity; ATP binding. Gene Ontology annotation, biological process: intra-Golgi vesicle-mediated transport; SNARE complex disassembly; Golgi to plasma membrane protein transport. Lineage: Eukaryota; Metazoa; Chordata; Actinopteri; Cyprinodontiformes; Rivulidae. The transcript is spliced from 21 exons. The coding region runs from base 170 to 2416 and encodes 748 amino acids. The record is from RefSeq and is a predicted model, not a curated record.
AGUCACGCGCACACGCACUCCCAUUCCCGUGGGCUCGCUUCCGCCGGCCUCAGCCAAUCAGCGCGGGAUGCGCCGCAGCUUAUAAACCAUCUUCCGUGGAACCGUCCGCCCUCCAUCCUGAGGAUUAUCGAGCGCGAGCUGCACCCCUCAUAUCACCGCAACCGUGAAGAUGGCGUCCCGGAGCAUGCAGGCGGCGCGAUGCCCGACAGACGAGCUGUCGCUGACAAACUGUGCUGUCGUGAACGAGAAAGAUCUGCAGUCAGGACAACAUGUGACGGUGAAGACCACGCCAAACCACAAGUAUGUGUUUACUGUCAAGACCCAUCACACUGUAGCUGCUGGAACCAUCGCCUUCAGCCUGCCACAGAGAAAAUGGGCUGGCCUUUCCAUUGGCCAGGAGGUUGAAGUGGCCAACUACAACUUUGACAAGUCCAAGCAGUGCAUCGGCGCCAUGACAAUCGAAAUUGACUUCCUGCAAAAGAAGAGCACCGACUCCUCUCCGUACGACUCGGACAAGAUGGCGUCUGAGUUCAUCCAGCAGUUCAACAACCAGGCCUUCUCUGUCACCCAGCAGUUGGUGUUCAGUUUCUGCGACAAGCUGUUUGGUUUGGUGGUGAAGGACGUUGAGGCCAUGGACGCCAGCAUCCUCAAAGGUGAUCCAGCUUCUGGAAAGAAACAGCAAAAGAUUGACGUUGGUCUGAUGGUGGGAAACAGCCAGGUGAUCUUUGAAAAGGCGGAGAAUUCCUCUCUCACAUUAGUCGGAAAGGCAAAGACCAAGGAGGCCCGGCAGACAAUCAUCAACCCAGACUGGAACUUUGAGAAAAUGGGAAUUGGAGGUCUGGACAAGGAGUUCUCCGACAUUUUCCGCAGAGCCUUUGCUUCUCGAGUUUUCCCUCCAGACAUUGUGGAGCAGAUGGGCUGUAAGCACGUGAAGGGCAUCAUGCUGUUCGGACCUCCAGGAUGUGGUAAAACACUGAUGGCCAGGCAGAUUGGCAAGAUGCUCAACGCUCGCGAGCCAAAGGUUGUCAAUGGUCCCGAGAUCCUCAACAAGUAUGUGGGAGAGUCAGAAGCUAACAUCCGCAAACUGUUCGCGGAGGCAGAGGAGGAGCAGAAGAGGCUGGGAGCCAACAGUGGGCUCCACAUCAUCAUCUUUGAUGAGCUGGAUGCCAUCUGCAAGCAGAGAGGCACGGGCGCCAGCAGCACUGGUGUGCACGACACUGUGGUCAACCAGCUCCUGUCUAAGAUCGACGGUGUGGAGCAGCUAAACAACAUCCUGGUCAUCGGCAUGACCAACAGGCCCGACCUGAUCGAUGACGCCCUGAUGAGGCCCGGCAGGUUUGAGGUGAAAAUGGAAAUCGGUCUGCCUGAUGAAAAGGGCCGUGUCCAGAUUCUCAACAUCCACACAAGCAAGAUGCGAAGCUUCAACCUCCUGGCUAUAGACGUUGACGUCAAAGAGCUGGCUGCUGAGACAAAGAAUUACAGCGGUGCUGAGCUGGAAGGGCUUGUCAGGGCGGCACAGUCCACCGCCAUGAACCGACACAUCAAGGCUACGUCUACGGUGGAGGUGGACAUGGAGCGGGCAGAGAAGCUGCAAGUCACCAGAGAUGACUUCUUUGGAUCACUUAACAAUGACAUCAAACCUGCGUUUGGUACAAAUCAAGAGGAUUAUUCCAGCUACAUCAUGAACGGUAUCAUCAAAUGGGGCGACCCAGUUACUCACGUCCUGGAUGAUGGAGAGCUGCUCGUACAGCAGACCAAAAACAGCGAUCGCACACCACUGGUGGCUGUGUUACUGGAGGGCCCGCCACACUGUGGAAAGACGGCGUUGGCGGCUCAGAUUGCAGAGGACUCUCAGUUCCCCUUCAUUAAAAUCUGCUCUCCAGACAAGAUGAUUGGACACUCAGAGAUCUCCAAGUGCCAGGCAAUCAAAAAAAUCUUUGAUGAUGCUUAUAAGUCUCAGCUCAGCUGCGUGGUGGUGGAUGACAUUGAGCGUCUGCUGGACUACGUUCCAAUUGGUCCUCGUUUCUCCAACCUGGUCCUUCAAGCUUUGCUGGUGCUGCUAAAAAAGCCUCCACCCAAGGGCCGUAAGCUGCUCAUUAUUGGCACCACCAGCAGGAAGGAUGUUCUGCAGGAGAUGGAGAUGCUGGAUGCCUUCAGUACCACCAUUCACAUCCCCAAUAUCUCUACUGGGGAGCAGCUAGUUGAAGCCUUAGAGCUGCUUGGGAGCUUCACAGAUAAAGAGCGUGCCAGCAUCGCACAUCAGCUCAAAGGGAAGCGAGUCUGGAUCGGCAUCAAGAAACUCCUGGUGCUCAUUGAGAUGUCCCUGCAGAUGGAUCCAGAUUACAGAGUGACCAAGUUCCUGUCUCUGCUCAGAGACGAAGGAGCGUUGAAUGAAGGUGAUCAAAUCCGAAUUUAAAGGUGCUGAUUGCUCAUGCUGUUUACCGAGAUCGAAGCUUAUACGAAUAAAGGAAGUUGACAAGAGCAAGAAAACAUCUCACCAUCUACAAGUUCACCUGCAGGCAACAAUACAAAGAACAAAACAGAAGAAAAGUCCCUGUUUUCUGUCCCACCACAGAUCAGUCUAUAGUCUACCUUGAUCCAAGAGAACUGAAAGUCCUUCGUAUCUCUGCAUGUUUCCACAGACUAAAUGUCACUGUAUCUCCUCUCUUCUUUUCCUCAUCAACACCACCUACAGCACUUGUUAACAUCAACAUAUCACAGCAAAUUAUUGGAAGUUGUACUGUUACAAAUCUGUUAUCUGUAUGCAAUAGAUAACUGUAAAGAAUACAGCGUUUUGUGCAUUGUGCAAAUAAAAAAGCAGUGUAUGUUUUAGCUAUACUGUUUGUUGUAUCUGUUCCAUAUCUUUUGCCCUGCUAACAGUAGAUAAUGUUGUGAAUCUUGUCAAGCAGAAUAAACAGAACACACACAAAAAGUGAAAAAAUCCAGUCAAGUAGUAAGAUGUGAAUCAAUAAAAGGCUUUUUGUGAAUAUGUAUUGGCUGUAAAAAGAAGCUGCUUUAUGUAUAAAUGUAACCCCUUUAGACAAACAGUAUGGAAACAUUCUGUAAAUAUAUAUGUAGAUAUAUAAAUUACAGUAUAUCAUUAAAAAAAAUCAUAGUUUAUCAGUAUGAUCUUCCUCGCCGUGGCUCUGCAGAUGUUGACUUUACCUUGUUAAUGUGGUAGUGAAAGUAAAUUAUGGAUCGUUGAUCAGUCUGUUGGCGUUGCACACAAUACAGUUCUUUGGUUCAUUGUUGGCAUUUGUGAGGAGCUCCAUGUGCGUGUCCGGUGUGUGAGUGUGAGAGCGUGUGUAAAGGGGUGGAGUCAUGGGAGCAUGUGUGUGUCACUUUGUGGACCUUAAUGUGUUUAAAUGACAGGUUGUUAAUUUGUGUUUUAUCUCUCUUCUUUAUGUGUUCAAAGCUAAAAAAAAAUAAAAUCCAAAGUUCUUCUUUUAUUCUGACCAUUGACAAAGUGUGUAUGUGUGUGUGUGUACAAUGUGCAGAUGUAUCAUGCAAUAAAAAGCACAUAC